Molecule: messenger RNA, 303 nt
Organism: Gongylonema pulchrum
Lineage: Eukaryota; Metazoa; Nematoda; Chromadorea; Rhabditida; Gongylonematidae
Source: the annotation of a GenBank genome assembly
AUGUUUCCUUCGCCUAAGCAGCUCGCGGAAGGAGCGGAUUUAGCCAAGCUAUGCAGCACAGUCUCGGCUCUGUAUGAUGCAUGCGCCAACAAAAUACAUGUACCACAACUUGAUCGAACAGCUUUGGAAGCACUGUUGCAGUACCAGGAUUCGGUCUGGCGCAAUCAUCCGGAUCCACCUUUGCAACUAAUCCUCGAUCGGCCAACUUUCGAUGUGGUUGUUAUCGUGUCGAAGCUUGUUGAACAAAAGCUGCGCAACAAACAUUGCCCGAAAGAAAAAGGGCAAAAACUGUCUUUUCAGUGA